This is a messenger RNA of Camelus dromedarius (Arabian camel), 879 nucleotides long. RefSeq names its product olfactory receptor 6E1-like. Gene Ontology annotation, molecular function: olfactory receptor activity; G protein-coupled receptor activity. Gene Ontology annotation, cellular component: membrane. Bases 1 to 879 code for a protein of 292 amino acids. The record is from RefSeq and is a predicted model, not a curated record. The transcript has a single exon. Gene Ontology annotation, biological process: G protein-coupled receptor signaling pathway. NCBI's taxonomy places the organism in Eukaryota, Metazoa, Chordata, Mammalia, Artiodactyla, Camelidae.
AUGGAUCACAUAAACAAGACCACAGUCACUGAGUUCAUCCUUCUAGGAUUUCAGAAUGAAAAAGAAGUAGAAAUUCUCCUAUUUUCUGCAUUCCUGCUUAUGUACAUGACGUCUCUGAUUGGCAACACCAUGAUUAUCUUUUUGGUGUGUGGUGACUACCGUCUGCAUUCACCCAUGUAUUUCUUGGUAUCCAAUCUUUCUUUUCUCAAGGUUGCCAUUACGUCCACAGUGGUGCCUAAGAUGCUGGCCAACACACUUUCUCUCACCAAAGCAAUAUCCUUCAUGGGAGGCCUUGCACAGUCUUUCUUCUACUUUCUCCUGGGAUCCACAGAAUUCUUCCUCCUGGCUGUCAUGUCCUUCGAUCGCUGCGUUGCCAUCUGCAACCCACUAAGGUAUACCAUCAUCAUGAACAAGAAAACAUGCGUAUCAUUGCUUCUGGGAUCUUACGGGGGUGCAUUUUUGUCAGUUUUGGCAUCAUCAAUAUUAACUGCUCCUCUGCCCUUUUGUGGACCAAAUGUAAUCAAUCACUUUUUCUGUGACAGUGCCCCUGUGCUGAAGCUGGUCUGUGCGGAUAUCUCUCUGGCUGAACUGGCUGACUUUGUCUCCUCUGCUGUGUUGUUACUGGGUUCCUUGCUCCUGACAGGACUGUCUUACACGUACAUUAUCAUUACAAUCUUUAGAAUUCCCUCUGUCCAGGGACGGCAGAAAGCCUUCUCCACCUGUGUGUCGCAUAUCACGGUGGUAACACUUUACUAUGGAAGCUCCAUCUUCAUCUAUGUCCGUCCAAAAAAGGGCAACGUGAUGAAUGUUAGCAAAUUUGCCACAGUACUGAAUACCAUUGUAACACCAAUGCUGAAUCCUUUUAUCUACAGUCUUUGA